CGAACAAUUCAAGAAGUAGAUGAUGACACUGCAGAUGACAUUGGUUCCAAUCAAAAUAUAGAAACACCAGAACAUACAUCACUUGAAACCUUACAAAAAUCAUAUUUGUUUAAUGGACAGUUCUUUACUAUUAUACAUUGCGACGGACUUAAGUUAAUAGCACAAUGCAAAAACUGUUCAAAAGUAAUUCAUGGUCAAAAAAUGUCAACUGGAAAUUUCCUAAGCCACUUAAAACAUAAACAUAAAGUAUUAUUACAUCAAGUAGAAGAGGCUCGAAGCAAUGCUAAACUUUCAAAUAAAACAAAUGUAUUUACCCGACCAACCAAAAAACUUACAAAACAACAGAUAAAUAAAGUAGUGUUUGAUUAUAUCAUUGAUGAAAUGAAGCCUCUGGUUACAUGCGAAAAACCUUCUUUUCAAAAGCUAAUCAUGGAAUUGUCUGGAAUUACUGAUACUGCUUUAUUACCAAAUAGAAAACAGUUAGCAAGUGAUUUAAAAGAAAGAUAUACAACAUACAAAAUUACACUUUCAGAAUUAGUAAAAAAACACUUAUAUAUUUGUAUCACUGCCGACAUCUGGACUGCCAAUAAUAAAAGUUUCAUGGGUAUGACAUGUCUUAUGUCACUUAAUGAUGUUCCAAUUAUCAAACAAGUAUUUCUUAAGUAUAACACAACCUUACCAUCGUCAGCUCCGGUUGAAAGACUGUUUAGUAAGGCCAUACAGGUGUUAACUCCUAGACGUAAUCGUCUUAGUGAUGAUGUUUUUGAAAUGCUUUUAUGUUGUAAGUCUACUGAAUGAUUUUUUUUCUUCAAAUAAGUAGAGGAAACUUAUUAAAUUAUGUUAAAUUAUGUUAAAUUAAUAAAUAAAUUGCAGUAAUAGUAACAUGUAACAAUGUUAACCUAUGUUAAA
Messenger RNA from Metopolophium dirhodum (rose-grain aphid), 909 nucleotides. RefSeq lists its product as uncharacterized. The transcript is spliced from 4 exons. The record is from RefSeq and is a predicted model, not a curated record. Gene Ontology annotation, molecular function: protein dimerization activity. The coding region runs from base 202 to 798 and encodes 198 amino acids. NCBI's taxonomy places the organism in Eukaryota, Metazoa, Arthropoda, Insecta, Hemiptera, Aphididae.